Messenger RNA from Leguminivora glycinivorella, 936 nucleotides. RefSeq names its product ribonuclease kappa-B-like. NCBI's taxonomy places the organism in Eukaryota, Metazoa, Arthropoda, Insecta, Lepidoptera, Tortricidae. The transcript has 3 exons. The coding region runs from base 87 to 386 and encodes 99 amino acids. The record is from RefSeq and is a predicted model, not a curated record. Gene Ontology annotation, molecular function: RNA endonuclease activity.
GGAACAUCUAUUUUUUGACACUAGCUGACAGAUAUUGGUCGAUAAUUCCCAUAUAUUUGUUCGUAAAUUCUAAAUAAACGAGCAAAAUGGCUUUCACAAUCUGCGGCCCUAAACUGUCCCUAUGUGGGCUUGUAUUGAGUGUGUGGGGGAUCAUCCAGUUGACUCUGAUGGGCGUUUUCUACUAUAUCAGAGCAGUAGCUUUGCUAGAGGACCUUCCCCUUGAAGAGGGCGCUCAUAGUAGCAUUGAUCAUUUCAUCACAGAAGUGGAAACUGGAUAUGAUCAGAAUGCCUACAACUGCUGGAUUGCGGCUCUGCUCUAUGUAAUCACGCUGGUAAUCUCUGGACACCAAUUCUGGAUGAACAACCGUUCCUCAGUUAGCAUGUAAAUACAAUAUUGGUGUGAAAGUGUUAUCGCUGUUUCUAUAGUUCACAUUGGUAAUAGACAUUAAGUCCAAUAGUGAGCUGUAGAAACACAGCUAUGUGUUGCAAAACUGCUCCUAGCAACUCCAUUCCAUUAAUAAUUUAUUGAAUGAGCAUUUGAAUCUUGUAAACAUAGAGGUGUAAAAAAACUUGUUUUGAAAUGUUUUACAAUUCAGAAACAUCCAUGAUUAGCAUUAUCCUUACCACCAAGUUAUAAUAACAAUUUCUAAUGAAUAUGAAUGGUAAUUAUUCUAAGUGGAAAUGUUAUUUUGUUUUAAUCAAAAUGUUCUAUUGUAUAGUCUCAAACAACAUGUAACUUUAUAAUUGAAAAAGUAAUUUAUUUAAAAUCCACAUAUCCACUUAUAUCCAUAUAUAUUAUGAAUCAUUGAAAUCAACAUGGCAUACUUGUGGAAUUUAAUUAUAAUAAGUAUUAUUGCUGUUAAAUUGUACAUAAUGAUUAUCCCUUGUACAUUACGAAAGGCUUAGUUUUUCUUGAAUAAACAUAUUAAUGUUAGA